This is a messenger RNA of Funneliformis mosseae, 235 nucleotides long. Lineage: Eukaryota; Fungi; Glomeromycota; Glomeromycetes; Glomerales; Glomeraceae. The record is from the annotation of a GenBank genome assembly.
AUUUAGGUUGUGAAACUGAAUUUAUUAAUAUAGUUAAUGGAUUUAUCAAUCGUAAGAAAAAUGAUAUUGAUGAUACAAAUGAUAAAAAUAAAGAAAAUUUGAGCAUACAAGAUAAUGAUCAUAUGGCACUUGAUGAUAUAGGUGAAAAUACAAGCAAACAAAAAUAUAUAUGCAAAGUUUGUGGGGAAUCCGAUCAUAAUGCUAGAAAUAAAGCAAAAUGUAUCAAACAGGAUCA